AUGGCCGACGUUGAGAUGAGCGAUGCGCCCGUCGCUAAGAAGGGCGAGGGCUCUAGCAGCAAGAGUGUCGAGGGAAAGAAGAAGUUUGAAGUCAAGAAGUGGAAUGCGGUCGCUCUUUGGGCAUGGGACAUCGUUGUUGACAACUGUGCUAUCUGCCGAAACCACAUCAUGGAUCUAUGCAUCGAAUGCCAGGCGAACCAAGCAUCUGCUACCAGCGAAGAGUGCACCGUGGCAUGGGGAAUAUGCAACCAUGCGUUCCACUUUCACUGUAUUUCGAGAUGGCUUAAGGCUCGAUCUGUUUGUCCUUUGGACAACAGAGACUGGGAGUUCCAGAAGUACGGCCGAUAA
Fusarium subglutinans is the source of this 348-nucleotide messenger RNA. Its product is annotated as RING-box 1. Gene Ontology annotation, molecular function: ubiquitin protein ligase activity; zinc ion binding; cullin family protein binding. Gene Ontology annotation, cellular component: nucleus; cullin-RING ubiquitin ligase complex. The transcript has 4 exons. The record is from RefSeq and is a predicted model, not a curated record. Lineage: Eukaryota; Fungi; Ascomycota; Sordariomycetes; Hypocreales; Nectriaceae. Bases 1 to 348 code for a protein of 115 amino acids. Gene Ontology annotation, biological process: ubiquitin-dependent protein catabolic process; protein ubiquitination.